AAACUAAAGUUCAUUUGUAGGGACCAAUUAAUUUGACCAUGAUUAUUUAAUUGUACUUGGUGUUAUAUAAAUAGGUGAUGCUGGCUAGGAAGAUAUCAAACCAAAACAAUGCUUUCAAUGGUGUUAGUCAUGGAGGUGAAGUAGAUGAGAGUGGUGGCUCUGGAGCUCCAAGUGGUUGGAGGUUUGGAGGUGGUGGUGAUGAGGAUGAAGUUUAUUGCUCAUAUAGAAGUUGGCGAAGUUGUGGCAACUUCUUUGGUAGAAAUGGGAAAGGUUUUGGUGGUAGUGGUGGUGGUGGUGGUGGUGGAGGAGGUGGAGGAGGAGGUAGUGUAGGUAACAAGGGUUUUGGAAAUGGGGAGGGACAUGGUCUUGGAGGAGGCAAUAGUGUGGAUGGAGCUGAAGGAGGGGGAGGGGGAGGGGAUGGAGGUGGAAGUGGUAAUGGCGUUGCUAUGGGCUUUGGUCACGGAGAAGGCUUUGGAGUUGGAGGUGGGGUAGGAGGUGAAGGGGGUGGCGCUGGUGAAGGAGGUGGAGCUAAUGGAGGGCCAGGUCAUGGUUAUGGAUAUGGUGUUGGUGGUGGUGGUGGUGGUGGUGGAAAGGGUGGUUCAUAUGGAGGAUAUGGCCAAGGUAGUGGUUAUGGUGUAGGUGGUGGCUUUAGAGGAGGAGGUGGAGGCAGUGGAGGAGGAGGAGGAGGGGGAGGAGGAAGGGGGGUCGGUUCAAAUGGAGGAUAUGGCCAUGGUAGUGGUUAUGGCGCAGGUGGUGGAGGCAACAACGGAGGUGGAGGUGGAGGUGGAGGUGGCGGUGGUGGUGGUAAUGGAGAAGGAUAUGGUCAUGGUGAAGGUGGUGGAUUUGGAAUGGGAGUGGGUGGUGGAUCCAAUAGUGGUAAAGGUUAUAGCGGCACCGAUGGCAUGGGCAUGGGAUUUGGAAUGGGCAUUGGCUUUGGAUUUGGAAUGGGAGCUACUAGUGGCUCAGGAAAUGAAGCUGAUGAAAGUGGCAAUAUUGAUCCUUGAGAGCCUUGUUUAUCUCAAAAAUUAAACUAAAAUCAAGUCAUAGAACAUUGUUCUUGUUAACAAAAUGAAUAUUAUUUUCACCAUUUCUAUUUUUGUCAAAGUUUUAUGUACCAAGUCAAUCACUAGAAAUCUAUUUCAAAAUAAAUCUUACUUUCUUAU
Rubroshorea leprosula is the source of this 1163-nucleotide messenger RNA. The record is from the annotation of a GenBank genome assembly. NCBI's taxonomy places the organism in Eukaryota, Viridiplantae, Streptophyta, Magnoliopsida, Malvales, Dipterocarpaceae.